Messenger RNA from Hypoxylon trugodes, 1994 nucleotides. Its product is annotated as formamidase. The record is from RefSeq and is a predicted model, not a curated record. The coding region runs from base 329 to 1678 and encodes 449 amino acids. The transcript has 7 exons. Lineage: Eukaryota; Fungi; Ascomycota; Sordariomycetes; Xylariales; Hypoxylaceae. Gene Ontology annotation, molecular function: hydrolase activity, acting on carbon-nitrogen (but not peptide) bonds, in linear amides.
AAAGUAAUCUUUUAUGUAGACUGUUAUCUCCCUGCUGCUGUCACAGGUCAUGACGCAGGCUGCUACCCGGGCGUCUGUGAUAUCACGAUGCUUUGCGUAUUAUCAUUGGCGCCUCUCCGCAUACUGGGAUGCGGGGUAUAUACACAGUUAUCAUUGUUAGUUGGAAGUAUAUAAAGCUUAAAGAAUGAAAGAAAGCCUUGCUAAGCAGUGUACGGGUCUUAUAUGAAUAUAUAUGUUGGUUAUUGAGUAGUCCAAAAUCGGAUAUAAUUCAGUGAAGAAUUAGUUUUACGGAGAAAAGAUCCCAUUAUAAGUCUCAUAAUAAGUCAUCAUGGGGCAAAAGGAGAUUCGCGCUGCUGGCUACGUCGACUUUAACAAACCAGCCACAGAGCAGACGGGUAUCCAUAAUAGAUGGCACCCCGAUAUUCCUGUCACUGAUACCAUCAAGGAUGGAGAAACGGUUAAGAUCCAAUGUCUCGAUUGGACGGGUGGUCAAAUCGGGAACAGUGACAGUGCAGACGACAUUCGUAAUGUCGACCUGACUAGUGUUCAUUAUUUGACAGGUCCCUUCGAAAUUGAGGGCGCCCAGCCAGGAGACAUUCUCCUAGUAGAAAUCAUGGAUGUCCAGCCGCUUCAGGGUCAGCCUUGGGGUUUCACCGGAGUUUUUGACAAAGCAAAUGGAGGCGGUUUCCUCGAUGAAAUCUACCCAUCUGCUGCCAAAGCUAUCUGGGAUUUCGAGGGCAUCUUUGCUACCUCCCGUCAUAUUCCUCAUGUCAAGUUUGCAGGGCUGAUCCAUCCAGGAAUUUUGGGGUGUGCUCCAUCGGCCGAGGUUCUAGCAACUUGGAACAAACGUGAAGCCGAGUUGAUAUCAGCCAAUAAGCUUGAGAGACAGGUCGCACUACCGCCCGAGCAGAGAAGCGUUCACGCUGGCGCAUCUGAUGCCACUCUAAAAGAGAGGGUAGGCAAGGAGGGUGCUAGAACUAUUCCAGGUCGCCCGGAACAUGGUGGGAACUGUGAUAUCAAGAACUUGAGCAGAGGUUCGAAGGUGUAUCUCCCUGUCCAUGUCCCAGGUGCGAAAUUCAGCGUUGGGGAUCUACACUUUUCGCAGGGCGACGGCGAGAUUUCGUUUUGCGGGGCAAUCGAGAUGGCGGGCAUAAUCACGAUCAACUUCAAGGUCAUUAAAAACGGGGUGGCGGAUCUAGGCCUUAAGUCCCCCAUCUAUAUACCCGGGCCGGUGGAACCGCAGUUUGGUCCGGGUCGAUGUAUCUAUUUCGAGGGCUUCUCCGUCGAUGAGCACGGCAAGCAACAUUACAUGGACGUGGCCGUUGCUUAUAGACAGACUACCUUGCGCUGCAUCGAGUAUUUACGCCGCUUCGGAUACAGCGAUUACCAGAUUUACCUUCUGCUAUCUUCUGCGCCUAUUCAGGGGCACGUGGCGGGUAUCGUCGACAUACCGAAUGCGUGUACGACUCUUGGCUUGCCCGCCGAUAUUUUCGACUUUGACAUCAUGCCGUCUGGACCAGCCAAGAAGUUGGAUAUGGGUACGUGCGCCUUUGAAAGUGGUGUGACGGAGGGCAAGGUUACAGCUGGGGGUAAGAAUAGCGAGCAUAGUUACGGUGGGGGUCUGACUUAUAAAACGUCUGUAGCUGAGAGAGUGAAGGAGGCGGUAUCGGGAUCUUGAGAACAUGUCUAGUCUUGCUGGAUAUGCGACAAUUCGAAUAUCGUGACUCAAUUGGUGGUCAUGAAUUAGUGACUAUUCCCUAGAUUAUUAGUAUUGUGCGUUACCUAAUGACUUCUGUUCGAUCUCUGUCGCUUUGGCUAGGCCGAAACGUUGGUGGAGAGAUAGCCAUAUCCAGACCAGCUUCUGGAUUGCUUAUACCAAUCAUCGAGUUGGAUAAUAAGAAACCCAACCCAGACUACGACAAAUUAGGAGAUAAGGAUUGACGUAUCUAGGUCAGACGCUUAUGUAGGUAGAAGGGAUCGUACUUAAGUCGUAC